AUGGAGACCGUCCUCGUGGGCUUGUUGAUGGUGAGGAACAACGGCACCAGGAUGAACCAGAAGACAUACAUGUUGGUGACGUCCAUCGCUGCCUCGACUGAGAAAACCAACAAGACCACCUUCAUUUCCAUGGGGUUGGCGGCGAAGCAAGAAGUCGGAGAUUGCCUCCAGGGUGUCCCAGACGCAGAGGAGGUCGUCCGUAGUCAGCAGAGGUUAUCCAACGUCGCGGAGUCGAGCAUCGAUUGUGUCGACGUCUAG
Messenger RNA from Colletotrichum higginsianum IMI 349063, 258 nucleotides. RefSeq names its product EC28 protein. Bases 1 to 258 code for a protein of 85 amino acids. Lineage: Eukaryota; Fungi; Ascomycota; Sordariomycetes; Glomerellales; Glomerellaceae. The record is from RefSeq and is a predicted model, not a curated record. The transcript is spliced from 2 exons.